AGGGCAGGAUAGGGGAGGGGGGAGUAGAAGGCUAUUUCUCUGAGACUACUGUAAUUCAGUCCGUCUUUUCUUUGAGCCUGGCCAGGAUGAGAACAGCGCUGUUCAUUGUUUAUGUUCUUCCUGUGCUGAUUGUGGUAGCACAGGCAACACCAGCAGGGAGAAGUGACCUCGUGGUAUCUAUGAAAAAUGGUCGAAUCAGAGGAGAAUAUGUUAGUGUGAAAGGCACGGAGAGGAGGGCAAAGUGCUACCUGGGAAUACCCUUCGCACAGCCGCCCGUGGGAGACCUCCGCUUCUCUGCUCCGCGGCCCGAGGAACCCUGGGAAGAUGUGAGAGAUGGCACACAACAGCCAUCUAUGUGUAUCCAGGAUCCUGAACUAGUUGUGAAUGUUUCAAAAGCCAUGUCACUCGAAUUCAUCCCACCAGUGAUUUCAGAGGACUGUCUGUAUCUAAAUGUUUAUACUCCAGCUGAAGCAACUAAGGGGGACAAGCUGCCAGUGAUGGUGUGGAUCCAUGGAGGAGGUCUGGCUAUGGGUGCAGCUUCACAGUAUGAUGGGGCUCCACUAGCUGUUUAUGAAAACAUAGUGAUGGUUAUUAUUCAGUAUCGACUCGGCAUUCUGGGCUUCCUGAGCACUGGAGAUGAACACGCUCAGGGCAACUGGGGUUUCUUGGAUCAGCUGGCAACCCUGAGAUGGGUGCAGGAAAAUAUUGAAGCCUUUGGUGGCGAUCCACAGACGGUCACAGUGGCUGGAGAAUCUGCUGGAGGAAUCAGUGCAUCCAUACUGACUCUGUCUCCACAAGCAAAAGGACUGUUUCAGAGGGCAAUCUUUCAAAGUGGAGUAGCAACACUUGGAACCUACACUACAAAUCAUCCUUUGUCUCAAGCCCAGAUUGUUGCCAGCCAUACUGGAUGUAACCACAGCAGCACAGAGGAACUGAUCCGCUGCAUGAAGGGGAAAAGUCAAGAUGAAUUAGUAACUGCAACAAAGCAGAUGAAAAUUUUCCUCGGGGCCGUGGUGGACGGCGAGUUUCUGACUGACUUGGGAGAGGCUCUUCUUCAGAAACACGAAGUCCUGAAGGUUCCGGUGCUGAUGGGAAUCACCAACCAUGAGUUUGGCUGGAUCUUACCUCAGAGCUUCGCCGCUCCUGGCUGGGAGAAUGGAAUGAACAGAGAGGCCGUGCUGGCGGUGGUGAACAUGUUUAAUCCUCCAGGGGCCUCCUUUGCAAACAACCUCAUUGUAGAUGAAUACCUACAAGAUGCUAAAACUCCAGAGGAGAUCAGAGACGGAUUCACUGAAAUCAUGGGAGACCUGCUGAUGACACUGUCUGUUGUCCGAGUGGCCGGGUACCACUCAGACGUGGGUGUUCCAGUUUACAUGUAUGAGUUUGUAUACCAGGCUGAGAUAUACAAACAGAACAGGCCCAGCUUUGUGAAAGCAGAUCACGCAGAUGAUGUCGGCUUGAUGUUUGGUGGAUGUUUCUGGAAUGGAAAUAUAAAAAUCUUAGGCAACAUCACCAAAGAGGAUGAGAGAUUUUGCAGGACGAUGAUGUCAUACUGGGCUAAUUUUGUCCGAUCUGGCUCUCCCAAUGGACCUGGGCUGGUCAGCUGGCCUCCGUACGACAGGCAGAAGCAGGAGUACAUGGAGCUGGGCCCGACUCAGACCGUGAAACAGAAAUUGAGGAAGGAUAGGGUCCACUUCGCUACUGUCACCCUGCCUCAGAAGCUCCAAGAGUUGGAAGCAGCAGCCAAACUGGUGCCUGAAAACUGAUGACUGCAAGCAUGAAUAUUCUUCGUACUGCUUCCAAGUUUUACAGCGACAAACAUCCAGAGUUAUUUACAGCUUGAACUCCUUUUUCUUGGUUUUAGACUGGAUUAACUGAGUGUCUUUCAGUGAUUUCUAACAAAAAAAUCCAAAUUUUAAAGAAAAAAAAUAGAUGUUGUUGAAACAAGAUAACGCUUUGUUGAUGAACUUGAAAUGAAUUCUGAAAGCACAGGUCGUUUAUGUACUUGAUUUGCUGAUUGAUCACUUUCCUAUAAAAAUAAAUAAAUACAUUUUGCCACUUA
Oreochromis aureus is the source of this 2062-nucleotide messenger RNA. Its product is annotated as carboxylesterase 5A-like. The transcript is spliced from 13 exons. Bases 87 to 1766 code for a protein of 559 amino acids. The record is from RefSeq and is a predicted model, not a curated record. NCBI's taxonomy places the organism in Eukaryota, Metazoa, Chordata, Actinopteri, Cichliformes, Cichlidae.